AUCAACCUUAAAGUUUUAGGUUAAGUUCAAUUUUUGACAUUUGCUGUCAAUUUAUGUGAAUUUGUAAUUUUGAAAAAGUGAACCGUAAUUGUAUGGUGUGCUGUUAAUAUUUUAAAGUUUACCGUGCUCUAACAGUUAUCAAAAUGACUGUUAUAAGUUUGAUGGAAGUUGAUGGUUCAAAGGGGGAAGGAUUUCGAUCGUAUUACAUUCAAAAAAUCGAAGAGCUCCAGUUAAUCGUGGCCGAAAAGAGUCAAAAUUUGCGCCGUUUACAGGCUCAACGUAAUGAACUCAAUGCGAAAGUUCGCAUGUUACGUGAGGAGCUCAUGUUGUUACAAGAGCAAGGCAGUUAUGUCGGGGAAGUCGUCAAACCAAUGGAUAAAAAGAAGGUUUUGGUGAAGGUGCAUCCUGAAGGAAAGUUUGUUGUUGAUAUCGAUAAGAAUAUCGACAUUAACAAUGUUACUCCUAACUGUCGUGUUGCACUGCGAAAUGAAAGUUAUACUCUUCACAAGAUUCUGCCAAAUAAGGUUGAUCCGUUGGUGUCACUUAUGAUGGUGGAAAAGGUUCCCGAUUCUACCUAUGAAAUGGUCGGCGGCCUGGACAAACAAAUCAAAGAAAUUAAGGAAGUUAUUGAAUUGCCUGUGAAGCAUCCCGAGUUAUUUGAUGCUUUAGGUAUUGCUCAGCCAAAAGGAGUUCUUCUGUAUGGUCCUCCAGGUACGGGAAAGACUCUGCUAGCGAGAGCGGUCGCACAUCACACAGAAUGCACGUUCAUUCGUGUCUCCGGAUCGGAGUUGGUUCAAAAGUUUAUUGGUGAAGGUUCCAGAAUGGUGCGUGAACUAUUCGUUAUGGCUCGUGAGCAUGCGCCGUCCAUUAUAUUUAUGGAUGAAAUAGAUUCAAUUGGAUCGUCACGUAUUGAAUCCGGGUCUGGUGGUGACUCUGAAGUCCAAAGGACUAUGCUGGAGCUUCUGAAUCAACUGGACGGUUUUGAAGCUACUAAGAAUAUUAAAGUGAUAAUGGCCACGAAUCGAAUUGAUAUCUUAGAUCCUGCUUUACUGCGGCCAGGGCGUAUCGACCGUAAAAUUGAGUUUCCUCCACCAAAUGAAGAAGCUCGUUUGGAUAUUCUCAAAAUCCAUUCUAGAAAAAUGAAUUUAACCAGAGGUAUUAACUUAAGGAAGAUAGCAGAAUUGAUGCCUGGCGCAAGUGGUGCUGAAGUUAAGGGUGUCUGCACUGAAGCAGGGAUGUAUGCGUUGCGUGAACGUAGAGUUCACGUCACACAGGAAGAUUUCGAAAUGGCGGUUGCCAAAGUGAUGCAGAAAGAUUCCGAGAAGAAUAUGUCCAUCAAGAAGUUAUGGAAGUAAUUUGUAUUUUGUAAAUUUCAAGUGUGCAUAUUCAUUUCCUCAUCAUCCUCUUAAGUUUCUAUACAUUAAAUUGUGAGAAUAACAAA
This is a messenger RNA of Photinus pyralis (common eastern firefly), 1441 nucleotides long. RefSeq names its product 26S proteasome regulatory subunit 8. Gene Ontology annotation, molecular function: proteasome-activating activity; ATP binding; ATP hydrolysis activity. Gene Ontology annotation, biological process: proteasome-mediated ubiquitin-dependent protein catabolic process. NCBI's taxonomy places the organism in Eukaryota, Metazoa, Arthropoda, Insecta, Coleoptera, Lampyridae. Gene Ontology annotation, cellular component: proteasome regulatory particle, base subcomplex. The coding region runs from base 144 to 1355 and encodes 403 amino acids. The transcript has 7 exons. The record is from RefSeq and is a predicted model, not a curated record.